This is a messenger RNA of Ochotona curzoniae (black-lipped pika), 2138 nucleotides long. It is a transcript of the gene SOX3, whose product is annotated as SRY-box transcription factor 3. Bases 52 to 1377 code for a protein of 441 amino acids. The transcript has a single exon. The record is from RefSeq and is a predicted model, not a curated record. Gene Ontology annotation, molecular function: RNA polymerase II cis-regulatory region sequence-specific DNA binding; DNA-binding transcription factor activity, RNA polymerase II-specific. Gene Ontology annotation, biological process: anatomical structure morphogenesis; negative regulation of transcription by RNA polymerase II; positive regulation of transcription by RNA polymerase II. NCBI's taxonomy places the organism in Eukaryota, Metazoa, Chordata, Mammalia, Lagomorpha, Ochotonidae.
GAUCCGAGCAGGUAUAUAAGGGGCCCCGGCCAGGGCUCGGCCACACUGCGAAUGCAACCAGCUCAAGAUCUCGCGGCAGGUGCGAGCAGCCCGCGGGUUCCUGCUGACUUUCCUCGGAGCACUUCAGCAAUUCUGCCCUUCCCUCCCGCCCCGCUGGCCCUGCGGCCCCCAAGCGCCCUUCCGACGGAGUCGCCGAGCCUUUUCACCGUGGCCGCUCCAGCCCCGGGAGCGCCUUCUCCUCCCGCCACACUGGCGCACCUUCUUCCCGCCCCGGCAAUGUACAGCCUGCUGGAGACUGAGCUCAAGAGCCCAGUGGGGCCACCCACCCCGGCGGCGGGGACGGGCGGUCCUGCAGCCACGGGCGGCGCGGGCAAAAGUAGCGCGAACGCAGGCGGAGCCGCGAACGCGGGCGGCGGUGGCCACGGGGGUGCGAGCGGUGGUGGCGGUGGCAGCGACCAGGACCGCGUGAAGCGGCCCAUGAACGCCUUCAUGGUGUGGUCCCGCGGGCAGCGGCGCAAGAUGGCCCUGGAGAACCCAAAGAUGCACAACUCUGAGAUCAGCAAACGUUUGGGCGCCGACUGGAAACUGCUGACCGACGCCGAGAAGAGACCAUUCAUCGACGAAGCCAAGCGACUGCGCGCCGUGCACAUGAAGGAAUACCCGGACUACAAGUACCGGCCGCGCCGCAAGACCAAGACGCUGCUCAAGAAGGAUAAGUACUCGUUACCCGGCGGCCUGCUGCCCCCCGGAGCCGCGGCCGCAGCCGCUGCAGCGGCCGCCGCGGCCGCGGCCAACAGCCCGGUGGGCGUGGGCCAGCGCCUGGACACGUACACACACGUGAACGGCUGGGCCAACGGCGCGUACUCGCUGGUGCAGGAGCAGCUGGGCUACGCGCAGCCCCCGAGCAUGAGCAGCCCGCCGCCGCCGCCCGCGCUGCCGCAGAUGCACCGCUACGACAUGGCCGGCCUGCAGUACAGCCCCAUGAUGCCACCCGGAGCCCAGAGCUACAUGAACGCCGCCGCCGCGGCCGCCGCCGCCUCGGGCUACGGGGGCAUGGCGCCCUCGGCCGCCGCCGCGGCCGCCGCCGCCUACGGGCAACAGCCAGCCACCGCCGCCGCUGCCGCCGCGGCCGCCGCCGCCAUGAGCCUGGGCCCCAUGAAGUCGGAACCCAGCUCGCCGCCACCCGCCAUCGCAUCGCACUCGCAGCGCGCGUGUCUCGGCGACCUGCGCGACAUGAUCAGCAUGUACCUGCCACCCGGUGGGGACGCCGCCGACGCCGCCUCUCCGCUGCCCGGCGGCCGCCUGCACGGCGUGCACCAGCACUACCAGGGCGCCGGGACUGCCGUCAGUGGAACGGUGCCGCUAACCCACAUCUGAGCGCUGGCCUGUGUCCGUCGCCCCUUGCCCCCAUCCCGCCCCGCACCCCCAAGUUGGGACGCCUUGUUUAGCUUUGCUUGCCUGGGACUGACUGACUGUUGCCUUGUCCGGAUGGUGGGGAGAACAGAAAGUUUUGCUGUAGCUGUCGGGUUUUGUACAGAAGCAAAAGAAGUCGGUAGCAACGGAAAUGGGACUUUUCCCAGAGGUCGCUUGCCCCUUGCUGCUACCUCUCCCUCCCCCUUCGUAGGCUGGGAAUCGCAGUGAUGUUUGCAAAGAAAAAGCAGCCCCCCUCUUCCCGGGUUCCUGACUUCUGUUGCAUUUGAAAAUGUUGUCUCCUUAGUUUGCAGCUAGCCGAGGAGUUAAGGGAAUGGGAGAAGCUUACUUUUGAGUAAGGCUGGCCUGAGAACUGCAACGCUCCCGCCCCGAGUCGCGUGCCAUCUCUUUUCUUCGUGGCUUUUUUGGGGGGUGGGUGUGGGGGGUGCUGACCGCGCCUAAGGGCGCGUCAGCUAAAACCAAUGUUAAUUUAUAGUCAGGUGCGCGUGUGUCUCCCGCCUCGCCGCCCCUGGCCGCGGGACAGCUUCUGUCCAGUUCGCCUUUAGCCUGUUUGAGUUGGUGUUUUCUGCCGUGAUCUGUUUGAUAUUUUGUCGCGCUAAUGUGUUCGGAUUUCGUUUGGGUAGUGGGGAAGGGGCUAUUUUGUUUCAGGUUUUUUCAAGGUUUUACUCGUAAUUGCUAAAUAAGAGAUCAAUAAAUUUUAUAACCAA